AUGGUCCCGGUGCUCGCCAACCUGGCCGCCGCGGCCGCAGUGUUCGUGCUGACCAGCCUGUGCGCGGUGCCGCUGCAGGGCCAGAGGCCGGGGCAGGUGGACCCCCUGGCGGUCCAGCAGGCGGACCCCCAGUGCUGGGACGCGUCCUCGGCCCGGCUGCUGGAGAUGCGCGCCCCCAGGCUCGCGGACACGGUGCCGGCCUUUUGGGACCUGAUGGAGUCCCUCAGGUCAUCGGACAACGGCAAGCACACGGCGCUGUUCUGGGACCUGGCCCGGGUCUUCUGGGACAUGUAUCUGGACUGCGUCCUGUCCAGAAGUCACGGCCUGGGCCGAAGGCACAUGGCAUCAGUCCACUCCCUCAUUACUGACAAGUCUUUCCGGUUCAACCGCUCAGGAGUGAACAGCCGGGCAUGGCUCAGUGUCAGGGUGAGACGCAGAGGACACAUCACCACCCUGAAGACUGAACCGCAAUGA
Messenger RNA from Menidia menidia (Atlantic silverside), 474 nucleotides. Lineage: Eukaryota; Metazoa; Chordata; Actinopteri; Atheriniformes; Atherinopsidae. The record is from the annotation of a GenBank genome assembly.